Molecule: messenger RNA, 2190 nt
Organism: Exophiala bonariae
Lineage: Eukaryota; Fungi; Ascomycota; Eurotiomycetes; Chaetothyriales; Herpotrichiellaceae
Exons: 2
Coding region: 1-2190 (729 amino acids)
Biological process (GO): DNA-templated transcription; regulation of DNA-templated transcription
Molecular function (GO): zinc ion binding; DNA binding; DNA-binding transcription factor activity, RNA polymerase II-specific
Source: RefSeq, a predicted model, not a curated record
AUGCAGGAUGAGAGGGGGUCGUUGUCCCACGACCAUGAACUGUCAAGCUUAAGCCCGCAUCCAUCGCGUAUCGGCCAAGUCUGUGACCGAUGUCGAAGCAAACGAGUCAAAUGCAAUGGAGCUAAGCCAAGCUGUGCAGCAUGUACUACGGCAAAUGUCCUCUGUGAAGUAUCCGCCACAUUGAAAAGGAAGACCAGAAUCCGGGGGUUUCCGACUAGCGAGGAUGCCAGAUUGAUCGAAAGUCUACGUGCACAAAAUGCCGAACUGCAGCGAAAGCUUCGAGCGGAAUGUGAAACGACAGAAGCACUGCGACAGGAGCUGGAUGGUUUGACGAGUCAAACCCAGGCUCAGCCUCACAAAAUCUCUGGAUCGUCAUGGGAUCAAUAUCCUCAGAUGGACGCAUCAGCCACCUUCCCCACACUGGAUGAAAUAGAAGCCGUGGUUGCUGAGAGAGCGGCUUAUGGCAUCAAACAUAUGGGUCGUUUAGUUUACGAUGAAUCUGGUACCGGUCGCUUUGCCGGUUCGACCACCGGAGUUCAUUUUGUGCUGAUAACACAGGAAGCAUGCGCGCAGUACCUCAACUAUGAUGGUCAAUUCCCCCAAAGCUGUUAUAGCCUAUAUCUACUCCAGCCAACCAUCAAUGGUGACAAAAGUCCUGAGUGUGAGUAUGGGACAAUAAUGUCGAAUUAUGCAACCUUCGCAAGUGGUAUCAGACGACGUUUAUCUUUGCCUUUACUCUACUAUGUCCAACAAAUCGAGAUGUUCAGAGCUCGAUGGGAAAGCUUCUGCCCUGUUCUGGUCAAGUCUGAGAUGGUGAGAGAUGUACAGACACUUUUGACAACUCUGUCCGACGAAACUGUAGCCCCAAUGAUCGACUAUUCCACCGUUAUGGCUAUGCUCAUGGUCAUGGUCUUCAAUGAACUUGGCCAAGAGAUCGACCAGCGUGGUGACGUCGAAGCUGAUGAGCUUCGCAAGGAGAAAUUCGACCUUGCUGCUCAUCUCCUUGGACCAGUAAGUGCCUGCGGUGAUCUCAGGGCACUCCAAGCAAUAUCAUUAUUUGCUUUUUACAUUCAGAUCAUAGGGCACAGUACAUGGUUACUCCAACUGAAUAGCGUCAUGGUUCGUAUCGCUCAAUCUCUGGGACUUCACCGCCAUGAUCGACGAUUCAAGUAUAAAAGUGGUCUUGUGGAACUGAGGCGGCGUAUCUGGUGGUGGAUAUAUCUGUUUGAUAAGAUCACUUCAACCGUGCAUGGCCUCCCAAGACUGAUAAACGACACUGAUGUCGAUAAUGACAUGCCUGUCGAUUGUAUCUUGGACGACAUCAACAAAGAAGAAGUCUCUUACCCACUUCCAGGCGAUAUUACACCUUUAGCAUGCUUCAAUCAGUCCAUCCUGUUAAGUCUGAAGCUUUCGAUAAUCCUCGAGCAACUAUAUACCACGACGCAGCGCCGAGAUAGUGUGGACAAGAUCACGCGCCUGGACAGGAAAUUGCGCCUUUGGAACCAGACUUUCAAUACGCUGCCUCACAUCACUCCCUUUGAGAUAGGGGAGCCUUCGCACCACCUUGGUGGAGCGGGCCAGCAGAGUUGGAAAGAGCUCAGCACGAUGUGGCUUCAACUUCUGGCCAACAUUGCAAUGGUCUUAAUUCAUCGUCCUGCAUUGACGUUCCCCCCGGACACCCCUGAGUUUGCGGCUAGCCUCAACGCAUGCGUCAAGUCCAGUAGCGUCAUUCUGGAUCUACUUGCAGAUGAUGUGGUCGGCAUUUGGCUCCGGAGCAUACGCCCAUCAGGUCCAAAUGUGGUCUUUCAAAGUGCUUUGAUGCAUGUCUACGCCUCGUGCAACACGAUCAGGACCACGCGAGUUGCGGGUCCGGACAAGGUGACGACCCUCAAAGUGAUAUCCCGAGCGAUCGAACUUCUCACGUUGUACGUACCAGGCUAUGGAGACCCAACAUCAAUACAUUAUGAUCCUGGAGGCAUUCGAUCGCAGUGGGUUGGUGAUGCGGUCAGUACACUCCGGUCUCUUGAAGUGGCUCUCUCGGAGAGCUCUGAGAUCGAGAGUCCUGAUGGACUGGGUGUGAUUGCUGGAGCCAAAGCGCCUCUGACAGAAAAUAUGUCGCAGACUGUGGAAAUACAGUCUACCAUGACAGCCAUCGAUUCGUGGGAUAUUUCCACGGAUUGGUUAUGGUAG